UUUUUCUUUCUUUUUCUUUCUUUUUCAUUCGAUAUUGUUAAAUACAUCAUUACAUAUUUUAGGAUGAAACAUUUAUUCUUAUUAUCAAUAUUCAUUUUCUCUUUUAUUUCCUUGAUAUCUGCUGAUAGUACAUAUAUUGUGGCCUUGAAGAAACAAGUGGAUACUGAUCAAGUCGAUCAAGCAAUAUCGGAUAUUAAAUCAGUAGGGGGCAAGAUACUUUACGAAAUUAAGACGGGUAAUAAAGCAUUUAUUGUUUCUUUACCUGAUGAUCAAUACAGUGUAAUGGAAACCAAAGAUUAUGUAGAUUUUGUGGAAGCGGACCAAGAAAGCGUUCUAUUGACAUUUUUUUCUUUUUUUAGUGCACAUCUGAAAAGGAACCAGUCUUAUGCCCAUUAUGCGGGGGGGAGGGAGAUAAAUGAUCUCUCAUUUACUUUAUUAGUUAGUUAUAGGUAUUAGUUUCAAAUAGUAUUCAAUAAAAACUACGUAUUUGAUGAUUAUUCUUAUCAUUAUUCUUAUUAUUAUUUUACAAAUCAUCACCCAUCAUUUAUUUAUUUUAUUUUUUUUCCCUUUUUCUAUUGAAAAACCUUUUUUUCGUCUUAACACUUAUUUAGGUCAUCAUUGUUAUCAACCCCUUAGCCAUCUUUUGACCUUCUCCCUGUUUUUCAUCUCUCAGACACACAUUAUCAUCAUCACUCUCUCUCUCUCUCUUAAAAUCACCCUUUUGUUUUUGUUCUUCGACUUCUUUU
This is a messenger RNA of Halteromyces radiatus, 746 nucleotides long. RefSeq lists its product as uncharacterized. The transcript has 3 exons. The record is from RefSeq and is a predicted model, not a curated record. NCBI's taxonomy places the organism in Eukaryota, Fungi, Mucoromycota, Mucoromycetes, Mucorales, Cunninghamellaceae. The coding region runs from base 64 to 456 and encodes 130 amino acids.